CUUCACUAAAGAGCUAUUCUUGGGUCAGGCCGCGGCGCUGACAUGCCUGCCAGGCUCGGUGGUCGUGAACGACACGGGCAGCGCGGCUAGCCUUGCGCUUCUGUGUGACGCCAACGUGCAGGGGGGCACCUCUACGGGCAGCUCAGGAGGGUGUUUGCCAGACGUGUUGAACUCGACGAUGAGUUCGCUGUACACGCGCGUCAACGAGACCGUGAGUGUCUACAACCAAACUCUACUGACGUACUUAGCGUUCAUGUCAGCCCGUCAGCUGACUGACGCUGUCAGGUGCAACCAAAUCAACAGCUCCUACAUCACAGCCGCUACAAACUACCUGCAAGCCGCGCUAUCGCAACUCAACGCUCACAUCCUCUCCUCCAUCAACCAGACCCUGAACGCCACCGAGCUAGUGGAGAUGGUUGUGAUGGUGCAGUACCAGCUGUUGAACCUGCGCCACGAGAUGGUCGUCAAGGAGGACCAACUGAUGAGGGCUGAGGCUGCAGACCUGGACACCACUAUCGACGCACAGCUCCGCCUGCUGGACAAGUUGCGAAACGGAGGUAAGUUCUCAUCACUAUUGCUGUAGUUCAGUACAAAUCUUCCUGGAGUGUAAUUUUUCAUUUGAGUAAAGUAUCAAUUCAUAACGUACAUUAAAAAAAAUUCAACGUAUGCACGAUAGUGGCAAAUACCUGCAAAAAUAAUAAAUUUUAUUUUGAAGUACUGUAUUCAAGCCUCAUUCUUCCGCUAAGUCAUGAAUGCACUAAUAAAUUGCGAUGAUGAAUGCAAGGUAGAGAAACUCGUCUUAAUUCGUUGAAACCCAUAACUAAUAACUUACCAGUGUUACAUUGUAAGGUAAUGCACUGGGCUACGUAUUUCUAAAGUGAGAUAUUGCCUGAGAACCAGGAUGACGCUUAGAAAAUGAAUAUAAAAAAUGUAACAUUGAAAACAAAAAAAUAAGAUUCACAAUUUGGAAGAGUUCCAUAGAAGCUGGUAAAUGUUCAUAAAUUAUUUCUCCUUUGAUUUUUAUCUAGAAGAUUCCUAAUUUGAAAAGCACACUGAGAAGGAAUUGUUUGUUCGUUUAGCAUUCCAACAUUUCUUACUAAACUGCAUUGGCAGCAGAACUGGCCAAGUCUCGUCAAGCCGGUCAUCGUGCAGUAUGAUUUUCAUUUGCAGUUCAUUAGUACGCUAAUUGCAGAAUUUGAUGAAAUGCAAUAGUCUACCAGUUUUGCACGAGAUGUUGAAUUAUUUACCAAACCAUUAAAGGCUGGGUUCAUUAUUCUGAAGCUGAAGGUAUACAUGAUACUGUUAAAGCUGGAGGCAACAGACAAAAGUUGGCCUUGCAAUAUUCUGACUAUUUAGGAUUCAGCUACUUCAUUUUCAGUGAAAUGAUACAGAAAUAAAAAUGAGUAAAAAGUUUGUAUUGUUUCUAAUGAGGAUCUAAGCGGUUCCUAUAUUGAUCUCUCAAUAACUAAUUAUCUAUUUUUAUCCAACAGGUCGCCGAAUUUGGGAAUAAUGUAUAAUGAUUUAAUCUUGUAUUCACCACCUGUCAUUGUUGUAUUAUUAU
Messenger RNA from Hyalella azteca, 1561 nucleotides. RefSeq lists its product as uncharacterized. Bases 179 to 583 code for a protein of 134 amino acids. The transcript has 3 exons. The record is from RefSeq and is a predicted model, not a curated record. NCBI's taxonomy places the organism in Eukaryota, Metazoa, Arthropoda, Malacostraca, Amphipoda, Hyalellidae.